AGGAGCGGAGCAGCUGCUGGAGUUUCUGGCUCUCACUCGGUUUAAGCCGCUCGGGACUAAAUGAACAUCCUCUCCAUUAGCACCGGAGGAGCGCGCGCGCUGUGGGGACCAAAGGCACGAGCCACCCACUUUCCCUCCAGCAUGAGCAAAGUCUUGAGUGUGAGUGUCGCCAUGGUUAUGGCCCUGCUUUGGUCGAGCCUCACUGACUGUCAGCUCCCAGCGGACCAGAAGAAGGUUGCUCCUCGGUCAGAGUCCCAGGCGGCGGUUAAUGAUGGCACCCCUCCAGGGUCGUGGGGCUCCUGGAGCCCAUGGAGUGAAUGUUCCCGCUCCUGUGGUGGGGGGGUCCAGGAACAAACAAGGCCGUGCCUCCCCACCUUUACCCCUCCAGCCACAGCAUACGCUCCUAGACAGGCUCCACAUACGAGGCACCAGCAACCCGGGCAUGUGGUGUCAGCCUUGAGACCCUCAAUGCCGCUGCAUCAUGGGAAUACUCACCACACCAUCCGUGAGCCAUAUAGGAAGCAGCAGAGUGACUCACGACCUGGGAGACGGCGAAGCCACAGUGGCCGAAUCACUCCAGGAAUGUAUGGCUAUGGGAAGAUGCCGUAUGUCAUAUCCUCACAGAGAGACACGGGCUCCCAUCAGCACAGCCCCCAUCAGUCUCACUCUCCGACUGAUUACAGACCCCACAGCUAUAGGCAGCACCAGCAGAAUCUCAGAAGUACUCACCAAAACUCUCACCAGACAGCCUGGGUUCCUCUGCACCAGCCCAGCUCAGGUCAGGCUCAGCCAGAGCAGCAGUAUCCUUCUGGUACCCUGGCGUCAGGGGGUGGCCACACGUCCACUCAGGCCAGACCCUACAACCCCCUACCAGCCUCGUCCUGCUCCGGAGAGCCCAGCCAGUACAAGAUGUGCAACAUGAAUCCUUGUCCCCCAGCCAGCAGGCAUAUCAGAGACAUCCAGUGUUCCUCGUAUAACAGCCAGCCCUUUAUGGGCCGACUCUACGAAUGGGAACCUUUCAACGAAGUUCCUGGAGACCAGCUGUGUGAGCUCAACUGUCGGGCGAUCGGAUACCGUUUCUACGUCCGCCAGUCAGACCGGGUCAUCGACGGGACUCCAUGUGGACAGAACGAUACGUCCAUCUGUGUGGCCGGCAAGUGUCAGAGUCCUGGCUGUGAUGAGUUCCUGGGCACGGGGAAGGUGAUGGAUAAGUGUGGCGUGUGCGGAGGGGAUAACACAGCCUGCAAGCUGGUCUCCGGCCUGUACCAGCACAGCCUUUCUAAAGUGGGCUACCACAAGAUCGUGGAGAUUCCAGAGGGAGCAACCAAGAUCAACGUUACAGAGAUGCUGAAGAGCCAAAACUACCUCGCUCUGCGGAGCCGUUCUGGACGCUCCAUCAUAAACGGAAACUGGGCCAUUGACCGGCCUGGAAAGUAUGAGGGAGGCGGGACCAUGUUCACAUACCGGCGGCCCAAUGAGAUCAGCAGCACUGCUGGGGAGUCCUUUCAGGCAGAGGGCCCAACCAAUGAAGUACUGGACGUUUAUAUGAUCUACCAGCAGCCCAACCCAGGAGUGCAUUACGAAUACAUCCUUCCAACAGAGAACUCGGUCAGCACAGCCGGUAACACAGAAGACGGUAACACAGUGACCAGCGGGGCAGGAUAUGACCAGCACAGACGGCCAUCGCAGGAAGGAUAUGAACAGACAGGUGGGCACACGUACCAACCUCACGCACCUGACAACCAGGUGCCCGCAGCCCAGCCGCCCCGCCGAAGCAGAGAAUACAACUGGAAACUCACAGGGAUGACUGACUGCAGCGCCUCCUGUGGCAAAGGUAGCAGGUAUACAGUGUUUGGCUGUGUCCAUCGCCUCACUCAUGACCGCGUGUCGGACAGUCUGUGUGACAGCAGUACCAAACCCAGCCCACAGGAGGAGCCCUGCAAUGUCCAGCCGUGUCCUGCAUUUUGGGAUAUUGGCGAGUGGUCAGAGUGCAGUAAGACGUGUGGCCUCGGCAUGCAGCACCGGCAGGUCCUCUGCCGCCAGGUCUACGCCAACCGCACCCUCAACGUCCACUCCAGCCGCUGCCGCCACCUGGAGCGUCCCGAGAGCAGUGGCACCUGCCAAAUGAAGAUCUGCAGUGAGUGGCAGAUCCGCUCCGACUGGAGUCCCUGUUCGGUGCCCUGCGGGGUGGGUCAGAGGUCACGGGAGGUGCGCUGUGUCAGUAACGUGGGUGAUUUUGUGGAGGAUGAGGAGUGUAAUAUGAAGCUUCGUCCCAGUGAUGUGGAGAACUGUGACAUGGGGCCGUGUGCGAAGAGCUGGUUCCACACAGACUGGGCCAACAAAUGCUCCGCUGAGUGUGGGAUGGGCGUGCGGAGCCGUAGUGUGGUCUGCCUCACUAACCACAUCAGCAGUCUGCCUCUGGAGGGCUGUGGGUCAGAUCGCCCCCCAGAGGCACAGGCCUGCAACAACGGGCCCUGCGAGAGCCGCACCGAGUGGUUCACCGGUCUGUGGGGGCAGUGCUCUGCGGAGUGUGGCACAGGCAGCCAGCAGAGGGCAGUAGUGUGUCUGAUGAAGUCAGAAGAGGGCUACACGGUGAUGCCGCCGUAUGAAUGCUCUUCUCUGGACAAGCCACUCGGUCAGCAGAGCUGCCAUAUGAAAGCCUGUGGAGCAAAGUGGUACUACACGGCCUGGAGUGCAUGCUCGAAGACGUGUGAGGGGGGGUUUCGUGUGAGAGAGGUCCGCUGUCUCUCUGAUGAAAUGACGCCAAGUGAGGGGUGUGAGGAAGAACUCAAACCGGAGGAGAAAGAGGAGUGCAACACCGAACCCUGUGUUCCACACAUAGAUGAAAACUGCCAUGACAAGUACUUCAACUGCAACGUGGUGGUCCAGGCCCGACUCUGCGUGUAUAAUUACUAUAAGAUGGCGUGUUGUGCCUCCUGUACACGUGUGGCCCAGCGACAGUCGGCAUCCAAAAGCUACAGAUAGGACUAACCACUGGGAACCUCACCCACCUCGAGCCUGCCACUAGAGGGUGCCAUAACCAGACACAGCACACUCCAAGAGAACCAGCUUUGGGUGCUGUCAACAAACAGUGUGUUCAGGUGGAGAAAAACACAAACGCAGCAUUAUGUGCUUGGGGAACAAAGGGAAAUCCCACCGAACUAAAAAAGUCAGACCAUGCUCUGAGGAGACUGUCCAGAGAGCCAAUUUGUGGAUGACGACUCUGAUCUGGGGCCACAGAAGCAGGACGUCUUGGAUUCUCCUGGAUUUUACUAAGUGUAUUUGGUCAUGGGACGCUUAUGUAAGAGCAAUGACCACAAUGACUCAGUGGCCCAAACAUGUCCAUCACACGGUGCUUGGUUAUUAACUCAAGGUGAAGAUUCUAACAGGAUCCCACUAAAACACAAAGUUCAGCAAAACACAUAACAGCAUGCCUGAUAAUAUAACUAAUGAGCUGCACAUCGAAAAGACAAAAAGAUACUCGCUCAAGUGUCAGCAAAGCGUGUCCUGCCAAAACUGCUUCUAGCCACCAUCACUUCAUUUAGAAAACAUUCAUUUUCAGUUGGCAUUUUUACAUCCACCCAAAUUUAGACUGGCAUGCUUAUAAUGUGCCCUGUAACGGAAUUAAAUUCACAUUUGGAUGAUAGAUCAGGCAUCUUACAGAUGCUGAAGUGUCUAUUUACCUCUAAGCCUCUAAGGAGCUGUUUGCUUUGUAGUCCAUCCGAAGUUCAUUUUGGAAUCAGGAUACUUUUGACAUUAUUGUCCCAGCCAUCAUGGAGAAAUGAUCAUUUUAGCAUUCCGGUGUUGACGGGAAGAGGAAAGCAAAUGAGAAUUAACGCUAAGAACAGAAUUGCCCUGACCUUAAAUAUACCAAGCUUUGAUAUGGCAUCGAAUUUCAAGUGAAGUCUCACUGAUGUUCCAAAUAUGUGUAUCCAUGACAGAUCUUUAUGCUAAAACGAAAGAAAUAGCAUUACUGAGUAGAUAGGAGAAAAAGUCAGGCCAAGUUUGGUGGUUAAAAUAUUGCAUUAAUUCCUUCCACACUGGCCGUUAACAUGCAUGACUGGUGUGAAAGACUACACUGAUUGACGAAGUGCUUUGGGUCUACUUUCAACACUUGCCAAUUGCAGUUUCUAGACAGUGUUAAUGUGAUUAUAUACGGUCUAGGCCAGAGGUCGGCAAGCCAAAUGUUAAGAAGAGCCGUUUUGUUCUUUUACCAAAAAUCAAAGCACCUUGGGAGCCACAACAUUUUAUGUCCAUUUUACCAUCUUGCCUGUAAAUAUGUCUCAGUAUGUGCUGAUGUACUAGUAUAAGCUAAAAAAUGUAAUAUAAAUGAAAACACAGACUUACAUUGCUCUGCUUUAAGCUUUAGCUCAGCUGUAGCUGCUUGUCGCUUCUCAAUCGCCAGCUUUUUGUUCUAAUUUUCCUGUAAUGAGUGCACCUGUGAAUCUGAAUAAGAGGCUGGCAAAUGAAAAGCUGACUUCAGCUGCAGCUUCAAAAAAAGCUUCAUGACCGUUUUGGUUUUUGACAGUUUCUACUUGCAGAUUAAACGUAUCAGGAAACUAGAAGUUCAUUUGUGUCCAAAUGAUCGAUGUUUGUCUUAAAUCUUUCUCUUUGCCUUUUCGUUAGCUGCUAGCUAGGCGAGACUGUUGUCUGCAUUGCUAUGGUGACCAGCGGUCUGCGCGCCAACCUUCAGUGUUAAACAGUGAAUUAGCAGUUCUACAUUAACUCCAGCGUGUAAGACCAUUUAUUGUUAAAACUGUGUUAGAACUGUGUGUUAUAACGAUCAGCAGAGCUUUUGACUGCAACAUGAGGAUUCUUUUAUUUUUACCUAAAAUCUCAUUUUGAUGUUUUUCCGCAACAGGGCAGUAAAAGAGCCACAAUAAACAAAUCGAAGCUCAAAAUGUUAGCAAUGAUGUUUCUACAGUGGACCAAAAAAAGUUUGACUUCUAACAACAGCAGGUCCCUUUUUGGCGCUGUAUAGAACCGUUUCUUGAACUUUUCUUAAACUUUUGUUCUUUAAAGCAACAGGUUUCCCACUGAAUUUAAGAGCCUUUAACCAGGCAAAGAACUAUUUAUGCAUUCAAAUGACUCUUUGAGUUGUCACAGUUCGAUAUACAGCACUGUGUGAAAGUUUUAGGCAUCUAAGCAAAGUUUUAACCAGUUGACCUCAGCAGUGAGUUUAUCACAAUAUACAUUAGAAUAAAGUCGUAUUCAUAAU
Messenger RNA from Pygocentrus nattereri (red-bellied piranha), 5218 nucleotides. Its product is annotated as thrombospondin type-1 domain-containing protein 4. The record is from RefSeq and is a predicted model, not a curated record. Gene Ontology annotation, cellular component: extracellular matrix. Gene Ontology annotation, molecular function: metalloendopeptidase activity. Gene Ontology annotation, biological process: extracellular matrix organization. The coding region runs from base 61 to 2985 and encodes 974 amino acids. The transcript is spliced from 18 exons. Lineage: Eukaryota; Metazoa; Chordata; Actinopteri; Characiformes; Serrasalmidae.